CUCUGCGCUCCCGGUUCCUAGUCUGCAUCACGAUAUCAGCUCUAGUAAUCUUUAUUUGCCAGAAUUCUUCUGUGAAGAAUUUGACUAUCAUCUGCGCCGCAAUUCGCUGCUCCUCUAUGUAAGCCCGGGCCUUGCCUGUGUUGUUAAUAAUCCUCCCGGGAAAGCAAGCCCACAUUUGUCGAAUGGCGAUGGCCCCAGCGUUAUCGCUCCCACUAGGUCCUGUCCUCUCUCUCUGGGAAUAUAAGUUCACCUCCCGUUCCCUGUCUUCUUGAGGCUUUUCCCCUUUUUUCUUCUUCAGUUCUGCUCUGCAAGAAUAUUAAUCAUCCUACACAAUGGCCACUAUCGAGUACAAGAAGCUUGGAAAGUCGGGACUUCGCGUCUCGCUCCCUAUUUUGGGAAUGAUGGGAAUGGGAACUAAGCAAUGGCAAGACUGGUGUCUCGAGAAGGACGAGGCUCUUCCUAUCCUCAAGAAGGCCUACGAUAUGGGCAUCACUACCUGGGAUACCGCCAACGCCUACUCCGAGGGUGAGUCCGAGAGACUGAUCAAGGCCGCCAUUGAGGAGUACAAGAUCCCCCGUGAGGAGCUCACCAUCAUCACCAAGGUCUACUACGGUGUUGCCAACGAGAAGAUCGAGCCCUUCGUCACCCCCCUCGCCCACAAGAAGGAGUACGUCAACCAGGUCGGUCUCUCGCGCGGCGCCAUCUUCAAGCAGGUCGACGACUGCCUCGAGCGUCUCGGCGUUGACUACAUUGAUCUUCUCUUCAUCCACCGCUACGACAAGUCUGUCGAGCCCGAGGAGGUCAUGUGCGCGCUCAACGACAUCGUCAAGAGCGGAAAGGUCCGUUACAUCGGCGCUAGCAGCAUGUACGCUUACCAGUUCGCUACCCUCCAGCACGUCGCUGAGAAGAACGGCUGGGUCAAGUUCAUCGCCAUGCAGAACCACUACUCCCUUCUUUACCGUGAGGAGGAGCGUGAGGUCAUCCCCUACUGCCAGAUGACCGGUGUCGGCAUCAUUCCCUGGGGACCUUUGAACAAGGGUCUCCUUGCCCGUCCCGCCGACGCGCCCAAGACCGUCCGCGCGACCAGCGGUGGUCUUGCGCUCAAGACUGCUCCUAUCGACCCUGUCGCGAAGGUGAUCAUCGACCGCACCGAGGAGCUCGCCAAGAAGAAGGGCUGGACCAUGACCGAGGUCGCGCUUGCCUGGAUCUGCACCAAGGGCUGCACUUCCCCCAUUAUUGGAAUCAGCAGCAUUGCCAGACUCGAGGAGUCCUCGAAGCUUAGCGGAAAGACUUUGACUGAGGAGGAGUGCAAGUACCUCGAGGAGGCUUACGUUCCCCGUCCUAUCAUCGGCCACUUCUAAGUGUGUAAAAAGUUUACGUAUUUGUUAUGAAUCAGAUAGAUGACGACAGUAUAUAUAAUAGUACAUUUAUGAGUAAACAAGAACCAUAAACA
Messenger RNA from Myxozyma melibiosi, 1453 nucleotides. Its product is annotated as Aldo/keto reductase. Lineage: Eukaryota; Fungi; Ascomycota; Lipomycetes; Lipomycetales; Lipomycetaceae. The record is from RefSeq and is a predicted model, not a curated record. The transcript has 4 exons. The coding region runs from base 333 to 1361 and encodes 342 amino acids.